Ooceraea biroi (clonal raider ant) is the source of this 1925-nucleotide messenger RNA. Its product is annotated as tektin-3. Lineage: Eukaryota; Metazoa; Arthropoda; Insecta; Hymenoptera; Formicidae. Gene Ontology annotation, biological process: cilium movement involved in cell motility; cilium assembly. The record is from RefSeq and is a predicted model, not a curated record. Gene Ontology annotation, cellular component: nucleus; microtubule cytoskeleton.
GAGACACACAGAGACUAAAUAUGAAAUUUAGUGGAAUUAUAGAAUUCAAACUUUAUGAUCAAACUAAUUGAACCGUAAUUGUCAAUUGCACAUGAUAUACUUUAUUUACGGUGAUUCACUAUUGAAAGGAAUGAGGACAUCGAAAUGCUUGGAGAUCAAUAAAGGACUGGCACAGGUUGAUACGACAUACAUAGCUAUCCUAGUUACCUAUAUAUAUAGGUAGGAUUCCCUGUUUAAGGUUAUUUCCUGCAAGCUGGUAGCACUCAUUAUGUGGAUAUGUACAUUGAAAAUCACAUGGAUGUACUUGGAUCAAGCAGAAGACAAUUACAAGCAUGGAGCACAGUCGGAGGUUCAAUACCUUACAUGGAGCCAAUAGUUCCAAUUCGUAUAGGCGGCUACACUCGUAUGCACAAUUUACUGCCUUGGAGACCGAAUGCUGGAUUCGAAAACACAGAAGUCAUACCCUUGACUUCAAGGUCAAUAUUGAACUAUCCGCUGGAUGCGAGCGAGAAAAUGGGAACGCGACCGUUAAAAUUCCCAAAUCUGAUAACGGGCUAUCAACGCAAUCCCGUUCACGCGUCGCAUGCCGCCCUUUACACGAGAUACACGCCACAGGAGUGGUUCCAAAAACAAGUGAAAUAUUACAACGAAGCGGACUCGCAGAGGCAUUAUUCGGAGAGGAUGCGUAGCGAUGCCGUGAGAAUUAUUAGAAAUGCCGAGGAAAAGAUACAGCACGGCCAGUACGAUACCAAUCGGAGACUCGGUGAGAGAAUAAGCGACGUUACUUUUUGGCGUAACGAAGUGGCAUCGGAACUGGAGAGAAUGCUUCACGAAAUCGAGAGACUUCAGGAUUCCAGGGGUGUCUUAGAGAAGGCAGUACGAGAUAUCGAAGGACCCCUGCACAUCGCAGAGGAAUGUCUUUACCACAGAGAAGCUAGAAAAGGCACAGAAUUGGUACAUGACGACUCGGAAAAAUGCUUACUGCGAGAGGUGGAGAGCCUGCGGACGAAUCAAAAGAAGCUACAGGGCUGUUUAAAUAAGUGCAAGGAUCAGCUACGAAAUUGCAGAGCUUCGCAGAAUCAACUGGAGCUAGAUCUAAAGAACAAAGAAUCCGCCUUAGGCAUAGAUACCGUUUGCCAUCACUUGAGCAAUCAAACUCACGGGAUACAAUAUUAUUCCGGGAUUGAAAAAUUCGACCCAUGUGUUUCCGAGCAGGAGAGCUGGGCGGAUGCGGCGAACAGGAUAGUGCAGAAAUCUCAAAACGAACGCGGUAGGUCGAGCCAGCUACGUACCACCGCCGAGAGUCUCAUCAACAAAGUCUCUCAGGAAAUGUGGAAUACUUGGAGCAACAGCAACAGUUCUCUAGCGCAUAGAUGUUCCGAGUUACUCGAGGCUAAGAGCAAGCUUCAACAGCACUUGCAGAAAGUGCAGCAAGAAAUAUUUGACGUCGAGAAAAACUUGGAGUUAAUGCGUAAAGCCAUCGCGGACAAGAGCUACGCGACGAAAGUCGCACAUACCAGGCUGGAGGCGAGAAUGCACCGUCCCGAUAUGGAAUUGUGUCGCGAUUACGCCCACGCGAGUCUUCAAAAGGAAAUCGAGGAGAUAAAUCAUCAGCUCGAGCGAAUGCACAAGGCGCUGAAGGAGCUGGAAAAUCAGCACCAGAAAUUACUGAGGACUCGGACCAUGUUGGAGCACGAUCUCGCACUGAAAAUCGACGCGAUAUACAUCGACAAGGAGAAAGUUUGCGGUCUUAGACGCGCGUAUCCUGUUAACGCACUGUUCAGAUUUUAAUGCUGUUAACGCUAGAUUCUACCUGCAGAUUUACUGCCAUUUACACUUUAUGAGAAUAUUUCUAUCAUUUGGAAUACACUCCUAGAGGAAUUUAGGCUACGUGAUAUUUCCAUAUAGCACAGAACUUAGAAAAA